Molecule: messenger RNA, 4217 nt
Organism: Monodelphis domestica (gray short-tailed opossum)
Lineage: Eukaryota; Metazoa; Chordata; Mammalia; Didelphimorphia; Didelphidae
Gene: TBX22
Product: T-box transcription factor 22
Biological process (GO): regulation of transcription by RNA polymerase II; positive regulation of DNA-templated transcription; cell fate specification
Cellular component (GO): chromatin; nucleus
Molecular function (GO): RNA polymerase II cis-regulatory region sequence-specific DNA binding; DNA-binding transcription factor activity, RNA polymerase II-specific
Source: RefSeq, a predicted model, not a curated record
UUGCUUCCACCAGUUUCCAAAACAAACAGCGGAGGCUGCGGGCUGCAGGCUUCGGGCCGGGCCGGGCUGCCUCUGUGCCUGGAUCAGGACGGGUGCUAGCUCUCUGCUGUCCCCGGGCUGCCUGCCGUGGCGCCCCCACUGGAGCUCCCCAGCCGGCCCUCGGGGGCAGGGCUGCUCUCUCCCAGACCAUUUUGGGGAAAGACAAUUCCAUUUUCGGCUUUUUGGAUUUCCCCUGCACUUCCUCCCGCACUCCUCCCCUCCCUCCUCAACUUCUCUCCCCUCCCCCAAGGAUCAAGUUGAAGCUUCUCUUGCUUGUGUGGAUUCCAUUGGUUUCUCCAGUGAUGGCUUUAAGCUCCCGAGCUCAUUCCUUCUCCGUGGAAGCCUUGGUGGGGAGAUCGACCAAGAGGAAACUCCAAGACCUGGGGGAUGAGCAACCACCGCAGGAUUUCCUGGAGAAAGGCGACGAAGAGGAGGAGGAGGAGGGGGAGGAGGAGGAGGAAGGCAGAGACCUCCGGAUCGUGAGGAAAGUCGAGGGAUCGGAAAAGAGACCCAAAGCAGAGACUUCAAUGGCCGCUUUCUCCGGGGGCCGGGAAAGUCCGGAAGAUAACGAUAAUGUCCAGGCAGAGCUGCAGGGCUCCGAGCUGUGGCAGAGAUUCCACGAGAUCGGCACUGAGAUGAUCAUCACAAAAGCCGGCAGGCGAAUGUUCCCUUCUGUUCGCGUCAAAGUGAAGGGGCUGGACCCCGUGAAGCAGUAUUACAUUGCCAUCGAUGUGGUGCCGGUGGAUUCCAAAAGAUACAGAUAUGUCUACCACAGCUCCCAGUGGAUGGUGGCUGGGAACACGGACCACUCGUGCAUCACCCCCAGGCUUUACAUCCAUCCAGAUUCCCCCUGUUCUGGAGAGACGUGGAUGAGGCAGAUCGUCAGCUUUGAUCGUGUCAAACUCACCAACAAUGAGAUGGACGACAAGGGACAUAUUAUCCUGCAGUCUAUGCACAAGUACAAACCUCGGGUUCAUGUCAUUGUGCAAGACAGUCGCUUUGACCUCGCCCAAAUCCAGUCCUUGCCCGCCGAAGGUGUCCAGACUUUCUCCUUCCCAGAAACCGAAUUCACCACGGUGACAGCGUACCAAAACCAACAGAUUACUAAACUGAAAAUAGACCGAAAUCCUUUCGCCAAAGGAUUUCGAGAUCCUGGAAGAAACAGAGGCGUGUUGGAUGGACUUUUAGAGACCUACCCAUGGAGACCCCCUCUCAGCCUGGAGUUUAAAACCUUCGGGCCUGAAACGCAAAGUGGAAGCAGCAGUGGCUCCUCACCAGUGACGUCCAAUGGUGGGCCUCCCUCUCCUCUGAACUCCUUCCUUUCUCCACCUUGCUCACCACCUGCAUUUCACCUAUCGUCCAGCGCCCUUGGAAUGCCCUGUUCAGAAACCUACUUGCCCAACUUCAAUUUGCCUCUUUGCUACAAGAUCUGCCCAAGUAAUCUUUUGAGAACACCACCUCUUAUGUUUCCCACUCCUGAAAAGCCUGGAAGCACCAAUCCUCACUCUUUGCCCCCUUUCAUGAUGGAGGUGCCCAUGUUAUCUUCCCUGGGAAUCCCCAAUUUAAAAAAUGGCAAAGCUGAAGACUUAAGUGGGCAAUGUCUGCAAAUUCCCCAUCCUGCCAAUCCAAUGCUAUAUGGGUUACACGCACCUCCAAAUGUGUUCCCACCGACUCCCAUUGCCCAAGAAGCCUUCGGCUGUUCUUUACAUCCUUCCUAUGGCUUUUAUGGCUAUAACUUCCCUGUGCCGUCCAGACUUAUGAAUGCGGCGAGCCAUUUCCGAGUGAACCAUGGCAUCCCAGCUUCCUAUCAUCGAGAUGGCAGAUGCAACCACUCCCGCUGGCAUCCAACAAUUAAUCACUGCCUUUAACUUAACUGUAAAUUCUGAGAAGGAUUAUCUCCUUAUUCGGGAGGGAACCACCAACAAAGCUGGUCAAAAGGGGCCUGACACCUUCAGUGCAACAUUAUUCGAAGCCAUUCAGCUGGCCUCCAUUCCCUUACCCCAAAUGGAGCUUACACUUUAUAGUAAGCACCGCAGAGAAAGAAGAUAUGAAGAAAGACACCAAGAUUUUUCCAAGCUGACUUUAGGGGAGAGAAAACUUCUUUCUGUCCCCAUGAACAUGUGUAUUCCAUCAAUUCCCAUCUAAGCUAGAACUGGACCUGCCUUUUGUCCUUUGGUAGUACAUAUUCUGCCUCCUUUUCCAAUGGAUUUUCUUUUCACUGGGUUUGGUACAGAGCAAAAGGCUUUCCCGUGAUGACCUCUGUGGCCCCUCUGGAAGGGGAUUCAAGUGUCCUUGUUAGCCGUUCAUUUGCACAUGACAGCCAAAGCCUUGCUAGCAGCCUCAACGGGAAGGGACAAACAAGGGCAAAAGGCUUUAGAUUUUUCAUGAAACUCUGGAGCUGCUCUUCUUGAUUACCUUGAAGAUAAGAUCUGAACAUUUAAUGCUGAAGGAAAGCAAGAUAAAUGAAAAGCAAAACCUUCUGAAAUGGAUCUGAUCUUUGGUUUCCUUUUAUUUGUUUGGGAAUCAUUCCGACAUGAAGCCUGUUUACUUGUGCCCUUAACUCACUUGCUAUCUUAGACAGACUCUUGCCAAGAAGAAAAAAAAGAACUGACUGAAGUUCUCCAUGAAGAAGAAUAAGAGAAUCUGACGGAAGGGGGGGGGUGCUGGUGGCAAAGACAUUUGAGUCCAGAAAUAUGAAAAUGGCAUGGAAUUGGCUGAAUCUUACUUUCAUGUGUAAUUCAUGGCGGAAUAGACUAGAUAAAAGUAAUAGCCCCCAAACAAUGUAAAUAAUAUGUACUCGUCUUAAGCUUAUGAAUCCUGCAUUUUCCCCUUCAUCUGAUCUUAAACUGCAUUUCCUAUAUACCCGCUGAAAGAAGGAAAUGGAUAAUCUGUAAAAAGGGAUGUGAGGAUGAAUCCAAUUUUGAUUUCUCAUGGCACUAGGUCUAGUCAUUUUAUUAAGUGGCGACCCACUACCUUGAAAGGGCCUGUUAUGACUUUGAACAACCUAUCCAAGUCCUUUGCUCUGCCCCCAAAUUUCUCAGCAAACACUCUCAUCUCCUUUAUUUUGUGCCUUCAGAACUGAGCAAUUAUUCCUUCCAAAGUAUACAUCGGAAUCAGAACUACAUUCCAGAGAACUACUGUAACUUUUAUUUCCAGGAUGAGGAUGGGGGGGGGGGGAAGUCAGCCUGCCGUGUUGUUGAAAUUGAGUACUCUACCAUUGGGUGAGAAGGAUUCACAAAAGGGGCCUAGAUAAAUGCAGUGUCUAUGCUAAGGUGUCGUAGUUUGGUUAUUUUUCAGUCAUGGCCCACCCUUUGUGACCCCAUUUGGGGCUUUCUUGGCAGAGAUACUAGAGUGGUUUGCCAUCAAGAAGAUGGGUCCUCCUGACUCCAGGCCUGGUUCUCCUUGUGCUACCUAGCUGCCCCCUCUGCUAAGUCAGAUGCUACAUCCUAUUAGGACCGCACCAGAAGCUGUUCAGGCAGGCUUUGAGAAUCCAGGGUUUAAAGCGUAACAAAUACAUUUCAUUUCCAUGUAUCCCAGAGGGAGGGGAGGUGGGGGCUAACUGUUAACUGAGGAAAAUUCUGUGAAUCCUUGACGCAGAGACAGCCAUGAGAGUACAAUGACCCCGAUCCCAAGGGAUCAUGUGCGAGACCGUCAGGCAUCACUGAGAGAAGGUAUUUAUUUAACUGAAGGAUGAACUAAACAAUUCUGAAAAGCUCUGGCUUCCUUUCCGGGGCUGGGAGGUGAGGGGGAGGUGCUGUACAGUUUGAGAAUGGCUCAGCUCACUGAGUUGAGUUACCCAGAGAAAACUUUUGCUAAUUGGCUGUAUUGAGACAAGGAGCAAGGGAAAAGGCAGGCAUUGUCCAGGUCAAAGGAUGUACGUGAACUUUUUAUUUCUGGCAUUCCAUGAUUUCGGUUAUUAUAUCAGAGCAGCACAGGAUUUAGAGUUGGCAAAGACUCUGAUCUUAUCUAGCCUUACUUUACUCAUUUUACAGAUAGGGAAAAAUCAGGCCCCAGGAAGAGACAUAGGAAGCCAAAGGCUUCAGAGGAUCAGAGGAAGAGGACCUUUGGAGAUUGACAAGUCAGCUUCCUGUCUCUAAGCAGGCAGAAACUUAGCAGCUGUUCUAGUUCAGAAAUGCCUUGUAUACAGCAGGUGAAAAAUAAAGGCUUUUUGAUUUGAA